This is a messenger RNA of Ostrea edulis (European flat oyster), 5045 nucleotides long. Its product is annotated as RING finger protein 215-like. The transcript is spliced from 9 exons. The record is from RefSeq and is a predicted model, not a curated record. Gene Ontology annotation, molecular function: ubiquitin protein ligase activity. Lineage: Eukaryota; Metazoa; Mollusca; Bivalvia; Ostreida; Ostreidae. The coding region runs from base 2869 to 3876 and encodes 335 amino acids. Gene Ontology annotation, biological process: ubiquitin-dependent protein catabolic process.
UUUAUUAUGCAAAAUGACAGAUCAUGUUUGGAGUUCAAUACAGUUAUCUUUUUUAAGAAUUUUUGUCUGUCGCAAGAGAAACUUUACGUCAUUUUGGUGGUUACUGUUGUCUUUACUUGUUCCAACACUUGCAACGCCUAACAAAUCCGCAAUUAUCAAUAUUCACAGAUCGGAAAAACCAAACAGUCAACCACAAUUGUCUGCUAGCUUUAAGCCAGUUUCAUCAUCGUCAAUAAGUAAGGAUGGCAAUGUUAUCGCAGAAAACAUUCGAGGGAAGUUUGCUGAUGUUGGGAAUGUGAAAGAAGCAGAGGGAAGGCUACAUAUGGUUUGUGAAUGCUCACGAGUUAACUGUUUUGUAUUGACUGUUUUUAAGGAAUAUCAUAUUACAAACAACAUUAACCAGUUAACAAAUGGACAUAAUUAAGAGCUUUACAAAUCUCAGCGAAAUUCCUUUUGGCUUUGAUUUUUGGAAUGAUGCAGUUCUAAGCCAAACUAAAUAUCGCUGUGAAUUGAGAGCUGCAUCUGGUAAAGACAGUGAAAGAGACUUCAUAUUUGUAUGAAUGAAGGUCACUGUCAAAACUGUUUGUAUUGACCUUAUCAAUUUAAAUGAAUGGUUCAGUGUAAAUUGUUGCAACUGAGACAGGACUAGAUCAGGUUUUCAGUAUUUCACACAUGUAUCGUUCAUUGUGAAACAGUUCAUUGCAAAGUAGCUUCUCAUAUCUAAUGAUCAAUCCACUAUAGAAUAAAUUUUAGAUCAGUCAUCAAGUGUAUAGUUUGCUGGUUUGUUUUAAAGCUUGUCAGCCAAAUAGUCUGCGGUGUUACAUGUGUAAUAUAUCCUUGAUCAGCUGGGAAACUCCUGGAAUGAGCAUAAAAAUGUCUUCUGUUUGGAAUAAAAAUCUCAUGAUCUCCUUGUUAAGACCCAAAUAUAAAAUCAUUAAGAAAAAAUUCUUAAAGAAACCCACUGGAGCCCCAAAUUAUUUUGCUUCACCAGAUUAGACAUGCAUCAAUGACCAGCGGCUUGUAUUUAUUCAGUACAUGGUUGUAAUUAUUAGCUUUUAAUACAGGAAAUAAUUCCUUUGACUGUAUUGCAUGCUCUUUUGAUGAAUCAGUUCCAUGGAGGGAUUUAGAAUGCUUAGAUCUACUGAUCAGUGAGUGACUAGUCUGGAUCGUCUCAGCAUUUGCUCCACACAAUCAUCUGGAUGCUAAGCUUCUAUAGAAUUUUUUUUUUCAACUUUGGAAUUUGAUAAGUAUAGACUCAAUGUGGGAAAUUUCAAUUAGUAAAUUUUAGAAAGGAUUAUCUGCAGGGUUGGCAAAAAAGUGGUCAAUAUGAGUAUUGACCGGGCCGGUGGUCAAUACUGGUUAAAACCGGUCAAUACUGGUUGAUUGAAAAUUGUUUGGUCAUUAUAGUCUGUGUUGUUGGUUAUUUUAAAUGUUUCAGUGGCCAUUAUGGUAAAUACUGUAAUUCAUAACAUGCACUAUCAGUUUAUAAUAUACUUGCAAGUCAUAAUAUUAAAUAAAUAAUGUAAAUGACUCAAUUAAAUAGGGGAAGAUAUAAAAGUUUAUUGUAAAAAUUAAAAACUGUUUCGUGGCCGUAUUACUUUGGCACUGACAACAGCAUUGCAGUCUUUACAUCUUGCUGUGGUCUUGUUGUUGUCCUCAACAAUAUCAUAGAAAUUCCAAAAUGUUUUGUUGAAGCCAUAGAUAGUAUGAUGGGGGAAGUGUUUUCUAUUUCUGUUCAAAUUCUUUAGUUUAUCAAGAACUACCUAUUGUUUCAAAUCUUCAUUUAACUGUUAAAUAAACAUUUUAGGGUGUGUGCUGGUGAUGUUUUCAUAAACAAUAACAUGUACACUGGUCCUCUCUAGUCCCAGAGUAUGCUAAUUAACAACUGUCAACUCUGUUUCCUGUGCUCAGGUACAUCUCCUGCUCUGUACAUUGCAACACAUUGUUUAUCUACAGCAUCAGUCACCCAAUUCAUAUUAAAUCACUGUGUUUAUUUAAUGUCCUGUUAUUCUUAAUCUGUCCAGGUACAUGUAUAAGAAGAUCCUAUUGUCUAUUUAUGCUAUAUGUGACCCUCUUUUAUAGUUCUGAAGAUAUUAUGGUCACAGUUUCAGCAAACCAAAUAUAUUAAACUUAUGAAAUUACAUCUAAUUAUAUAAUGAAAAUUAUUGAUAACCAAUUGAUCCAUAUAUCAUAAUGAAAAGGCUUAAUUUAUCUUUGCAAAAAAUAUACAAAAAUAGGAAAAUGGACAGUUUAAAUCUCAAUUGACCAGUAUUGACCACUUAGGGAGUAUUGACCGGGAUGGUUAAAACCGCUGGUUAAAACCGGGGGCGGUUUCAACCGCCCAACCCUGAUUAUCUGGUCUAAAUGAUGUCUCCCCCUCCCCCCAACUGUAUUUUAUACGAGGGCUGUUGGAUUAUGUAAUGUGUAUUGUACCACAGCGUGAUAACGCUUUGCAAAAUUUCAUAGAUGAUGGUACUCUUGAAUAGCUCUAUUCAAUACCUUUACAACUGUAUAUACACAAGCCUUCAGCUCCACAUAGUUUUAAACUUGCAGUCAUUUCAGUAGAGCCAGUCAUUGACCACUGUUGUAAAAAUGGUUGGGAAACGGUUUGAGAAUAUUGAAAAAAUUAGAGCUUAUAUAAAAGUUCGCACAAAACUUGGUCAUUCGGUAAUGUAGAUUUUUACUGAAUUGGGGGAAGUUUACGGGUCUGAUAAGGUAUCUUAUGAGACAGUUCGUAGGUGGAGAAAGAAAUUUCUGACUGGCACAGAGUUCGUCAAAGAUGCAGCAAAAUCUGGCCGACCUGUGACUGUAACAGGCAAGGCAAAUGUCUCAAAAGUUAGGGAAAUAAUUGAAAGUGAUGGCAGAUACAUGAUUCGUGAUAUUGCCAAAGCUGUUGGCAUAUCACAUUUCAUUUUGAAGCGUAUUUUGAAAGUACGAAAGAUUUCUGCCAGAUGGAUACCGCAUAUAUUGACAGAUAACCAAAAACAGUUGUCUUCUGACUGUGACAAUAACGAUGAGAAAAGUUUUGCCAGACUACCUGAGAAUUGGAUUGCGGUUUUCCACCUGGGAGAGCGAGGUGGAAGCUCAGCAAACAAUCUCCAUAAAGACUGCUCAUCCAUCAUAGAUAGGAUGCAGAAAGCUUUGGUGUUUGGAGCUUCAGCCAUUAUAAUUCUGACAUUAAACCCAAAGAUACUAAAGGAGUUUGAGAGUAAACAGAUGUUUUCAUGUCCUGUCAUCAUUGUCGAGGCUUUAGAGAAUGUUACAAACUUUGUUAGUGUCCUGAAAAGUAAAAUGAAGACAAAGGCCAAGAUAUAUCAACUCAUGAAGUCAAAACCAUCAUUUCCAACUCUGACCUUGUGGGCCACAUGUGGCAGACCAACCAAUGGCCACAGUUAUCAUGAAUGGGAUGGAGUAAUUUGUUUAGGAAUUGAAGAAGAGACAAGUGAAAAGGCAGACUCUAUUAGUUUUUGGAACUUUUUCUACUCAGGAACAUUUUUGAUGCUGAUGCUGCUUGCAAUCAAAUCAAGACGAAGAUUGCAAGAUGAAUGGGGAGAAGAUAAUGAAAUAGAGUCAGCUUUACGAGAUUUGACUUUCAAGGCUUUGUCUGCCAUGAAGACGAAGAAGUUCAAAGAAAAUCAAGUCAAUCCAUAUGAUUUAUGUGCUAUUUGUUUGGAGCUAUUCAACAAAAAACAGAAAUUGAGAGUGCUUCCAUGUUCCCACGAGUUUCAUACAAAAUGUGUUGAUCCCUGGCUAGUGAGAAACAGGACUUGUCCUCUCUGUAAAUUUAACAUAGUUGGUAAGUUAUCUAUCUUGAUUCUACAUCAUCUUACAGUAAUUAAACCCUUGUCGUUUCACAGUGAAGAAAUUGAAAAAUAAAGUAUAUCUUAAACUUAUUUACAUUAUACUAAUAUUGUUGUUUAAUUUCAGUGAUUUUAAUCCCCUCAGAGUUGUGUUAAGGAUGUACAUAUAUAUUGUGUAUUAUUGUUGUUUAAUUUCAGUGAUUUUAAUCCCCUCAGAGUUGUGUUAAGGAUGUACAUAUAUAUUGUGUAUCAUUGUUGUUUAAUUUCAGUGAUUUUAAUCCCCUCAGAGUUGUGUUAAGGAUGUACAUAUAUAUUGUGUAUCAUUGUUGUUUAAUUUCAGUGAUUUUAAUCCCCUCAGAGUUGUGUUAAGGAUGUACAUAUAUAUUGUGUAUUAUUGUUGGUUGGUUCACUUUUUCCUAUGAGAUUAACCCACAUUUCUUAUUUGUAAUUAAUGAACCUUAUUGUUUUGGGGUCAAAUAUCUAAUUUUCGGGGCCUCCGUGGCUGAGUGGUUAGAGCAUUGCGCUCAAUAUCACACGGCCUCGGUACUGACUAAAACCCGGUCUCGGUCCCGGUCUUCGGUCUCGGUCCCGUGACUAAAACCCGGUCUUCGGUCCCGGUCCCAGAUACUUUUAUUCAAUAAAAACAGAAUAUAUCAGGAUAUUUGAGCCCCAUUUCUCAAUAACUUAGGUAUGACAUCUCAUGCCUGCAUUCUGAUAGUAAAUUGAUCAUAUUUUCUUUUUUUGUAAAAUAAUAUGUGAAAACUCCGGGACCGGUGGGACCGAGAAAUAAAAACAGUGUUAAAAGCCGGUCCCGGUCUCGACAUUUUUCCUCAAUAGCCGCUUUAAUCUACCUUUUCAUAAAAAAUAUAAGGACGUGAUACUCAAUGGCAUCCCUUUGUAUACAUAUAUUUAUUGUGUGUAUAGGUUUUUUUUAUUCCAAUAUUGUUUAUACAUGUAUUUAUGUCAGAAUCGAACUCAACUACAUGUACAUGUACGCGACAUUUUGUCCCAAAUGAUCGCGUUACACUACCUUUUCAUUAGAAGAUAAGGAUGUAGAAGGAAAAUAAUAUAUAUGUACUUAUCCUGGUGUAUUUGUUUGUAAUUUACAGUUAGUUCAUUUGUUCAUUUAUUUUAUUUCUUCUAUUCCUGUCAAAAUCAGUUUUCAAAGCUUCAUGUUUGGUCUUCCGAACCCGAUCUCUUUAUAUGGGUAUAGUUGUAUAUAACCAAUAAAUAAUAACUAUAAAA